GCCAAAUCUGUGCAUACGGUAACACUUAUACAAGCCAAGCAUGUCACAGUUUUUUGACAAUUGUGUGAAAUUAUUUAUAUUCUUUGCAUCAUGUCCAACGACAAACGUACCAUCUACGUCGGCGCCUUGUCAGAUGAAGUUACAGAGAAACUGCUUAACGAUGCUUUCAUCCCUUUUGGUGAUAUCGCCGAUAUACAAAUGCCGGUGGAUUAUGAAUCACAGAAGCACCGAGGAUUUGCAUUUAUAGAAUAUGAAAUGUCUGAGGAUGCAGCUGCAGCUAUAGAUAAUAUGAACGAUUCAGAGCUUUGCGGCCGCACAAUACGCGUUAAUCUCGCCAAACCGGUGCGCAUUAAGGAGGGCAGUUUCAAACCCGUUUGGGCAGAUGAUGAUUGGUUGCAGAAACACGCCGGUGCGACAUUGAAAGGUGAUGAAACCGAGGCACCAAGUGAAAGUGCUAGCGCUAAUACCGACGAAGCUGAUGUCCCAACUAGCAAGCCAAGUGGGCCGAUCGUUAUAGAGAAAGCCGAAAAACGUAAUCCGCAGGUGUUCUUCGAUAUACGAAUAGGUGGUCAUGAUGUGGGUCGUAUUAUAAUGCUACUGCGCGCAGAUGUUGUGCCAAAAACAGCGGAAAAUUUUCGUGCACUCUGCACGCAUGAGCAAGGUUUUGGCUAUAAAGGAAGCAUUUUUCAUCGUGUGAUACCGGAAUUUAUGUGUCAAGGUGGUGAUUUUACAAAUAAUAAUGGUACUGGUGGUAAAUCAAUAUAUGGCAAGAAAUUUGCCGAUGAGAAUUUCACACUUAAGCAUAAUGGCUUUGGUACGUUAUCAAUGGCAAACUCGGGUCCUAGUACUAAUGGUUCACAGUUUUUCAUCUGCACAACGAAAACCGACUGGCUCGACAACAAGCACGUGGUUUUCGGACAUGUAAUCAGCGGUGCGGAUGUUGUGAGAAAGAUGGAACGAUGCGGCAGUAAAUCGGGUACCACAACACAAAAAAUUGUAAUAUAUUCUUGUGGAGAAUUAAAAUAAAACAAAUAUUUUUACUUUUUAAA
Ceratitis capitata (Mediterranean fruit fly) is the source of this 1049-nucleotide messenger RNA. RefSeq names its product peptidyl-prolyl cis-trans isomerase E (gene cyp33). The record is from RefSeq and is a predicted model, not a curated record. Lineage: Eukaryota; Metazoa; Arthropoda; Insecta; Diptera; Tephritidae. Gene Ontology annotation, cellular component: intracellular membrane-bounded organelle. The coding region runs from base 91 to 1026 and encodes 311 amino acids. Gene Ontology annotation, molecular function: peptidyl-prolyl cis-trans isomerase activity; RNA binding. The transcript is spliced from 5 exons. Gene Ontology annotation, biological process: protein peptidyl-prolyl isomerization; protein folding.